This is a messenger RNA of Bubalus bubalis (water buffalo), 1775 nucleotides long. It is a transcript of the gene C24H16orf89, whose product is annotated as chromosome 24 C16orf89 homolog. The transcript has 8 exons. The record is from RefSeq and is a predicted model, not a curated record. Gene Ontology annotation, cellular component: membrane; cytosol. Bases 46 to 1131 code for a protein of 361 amino acids. Lineage: Eukaryota; Metazoa; Chordata; Mammalia; Artiodactyla; Bovidae.
GCCCAGGGCUGAAGCGCUCCAGCAGCCUCUCUCAGAAGACCAGCCAUGUCCAGCCCAGGGCUCCCGCUUCUGCUCUUGCUGCUGGCGGCCCCACCACUGCAGCCCUCCUGGCUGCCACCGCCAGACACCCCGGAGGGCAAGACCACCAUCACGGGCUUCAUCCUCUCCGCGCUGGACAGAGCCACAUCCUUCCUGAAGAAGAGGCUGCCCGAAAUCAACCUGGAUGGCGUGGUGGGGUUCCGGAUGCUGGAAGUGCAGCUCAGAGGCGUUCAGGAGAAGUGGGCACGGGACUCCCAGCUGCAGCCACUCAGCCUGCGUGUGGGCAAGCUGGUGGAGAAGUUGGCUCCUCUCCUCCACAAUUCCAUCUUCUACCUCAACCUGAGUGACCCCGAAUACCUGAGACAGUUCCAGCUGACCAUCGAACCUGGGUUUUGGAAGCUUCCACGUGCCUGGACCCGCACCGAGGCCUCCAUGGUCUACCCCACUUUUGAGCAGGAGGACUCCUUCUCAGAGGAGCUCAGUGACUUGUGCCUGGUGCAGCUGCUGGGAACUGGGACAAACAGCAGCCAGCCCUGCCGGCUCUCCAAUUUCUGCAGGAGCCUCAUGACCAGGCCCGGCUGCUCUGGCUACUGCCUGUCCCACCAGCUACUCUUCUUCCUCUCAGCCAGAAUGAGGGGGUGCACCAAAGGGCUGUUCCGCCAGAACCAGCACUACAUGAACGUCUUCUGUGCCAACAUGAUGGACCUGAACCAGAGAGCCGAUGCCAUCGGAUAUGCCUACCCGACCCGGGAUAUCUUCAUGGAAAACAUCGUGUUCUGUGGGAUGAGUGGCUUCUCCGACUUCUACAAGCUCCGGUGGCUGCAGGCCAUUCUCAGCUGGCAGAAGCCGCAGGAAGGAUGCUUUGGGGAGCCAGCUGCUGAAGAUGAAGAAUUACCUAAAGCCAUUCAGUACCAACAGCAUUUUUUGAGAAGAGUGAAGAGGCGAGAGAAACAGUUUGCAGACGGCUGCUCCUCCCACAACACAGCCAUGGCUGUUGCAGCCCUGGGUGGCUUCCUCUACAUCCUGGCGGAAUACCCCCCAGCAGAGGGAAAGCUGUGGCCACCCACAAUGACACCACCCAGUGGCCACUGACACAGUUCCAUGACUUCCACCACCAGGAAGAUGAAGCCCACAUCUUUAGUCCAUAGUAUUCUUAAGUCCUGGGGUGAAGGUCACAUCCUGAGGCAGAAGCAGCUGAAACAAAGAACCCAGGGUCAUCGCUGUCCCCCUCACCCCCGGGGAUCUGGGCCGGGGAGGUGGGGCCGGGAUGGACCCAGGUGUGGGAGCAGAUGAAUAAAUGUAGAGUGCAGCUGAGUGGCGCGUUGGGUCUUGGUUCUCAGCCUUUCAGACUUCUAGGGCUCCGAUUCGGACACAACUGAAGUGACUAGCACACACGCACAUUACACUUAUAACAACUUGGCAAUGGAAUGACAAACACCUAAGUGGAGAGAAAAGUAAAAGUCAGAAACUUGCCAAAGACUGCCUGCCACCUGCAACUCCUGGUUGAUUGAGAACAGAGGAUUUCCGGGAAGUUGACAGCAGACCAACUUGUUUGCUGAUGAGUUUUGGCACCUGAACACUUGUGCUGGUUCCUGUGUGGCUUGUGCAUUACAGAGGCACCAAAAGGCCACCUUAAGCCAGGACGCUGCCUUUGGCUAGCUAUAUAGGACAUUAUGUGACCUGUGGAUUAGUUAAUAGAAUUCUAUCGGUGUGAACCAUCCUAAUUUUACUUGACC